Messenger RNA from Aspergillus ruber CBS 135680, 1011 nucleotides. RefSeq names its product alpha/beta hydrolase. Gene Ontology annotation, molecular function: hydrolase activity. Lineage: Eukaryota; Fungi; Ascomycota; Eurotiomycetes; Eurotiales; Aspergillaceae. The record is from RefSeq and is a predicted model, not a curated record. The transcript has a single exon. The coding region runs from base 1 to 1011 and encodes 336 amino acids.
AUGUCCCCAAACCUCAUUCCAAAAACGGGCAGCAGAACAGCCCUAGACCCCCAAAUCCAAACAUUCCUCACCCAAAACUCCUCCCUCCAACUAGGAGGCACCGACUUCCUCGCCGAGCGCAAACACCACACCCAAGUAUUCGCCUUCCACAAUCAUCCCCCAAUCCUCCAGGCCUCAAUUGACCACGUCGAGUUUACGGCAAUCCGCGGCCCUCACGGAACGAUCCCAAUUCGCGUGUUUUAUCCCAGGAGCGGCGAGGAACAGAAACAGUCCCGGGAUGCCGCUGCAUUAAUCUACUUCCACGGUGGAGGCUACACAGUCGGAUCGGUGGAUGAGUUUGAGAAUGGUCUUCGGAUACUGGCGGAAGAGAGCGGCGCGCAGGUCUACGCUGUCGAGUACCGAUUAGCCCCCGAAUGGCAAUUCCCGACACAGCUAGAUGAAUACCUCGCGGUACUAGAAUGGGUUCAGGGUAAAGGUGGUGCGGAACGAGGAGUUAAUCCCCAACUAGUCUGCGGCGGAGGCGAUAGUGCCGGAGGAAACAUGACCGCUGCGCUCGCCUUGCGCGUUAAAGACGGGAAAGGCGGCAGAGCGCAACCCAUGCGCGCGCAGAUCCUGCUCUACCCAGAAGCGCGAAUCCCAUUCGACACUCCUGCUGCGUCGGAAAAUAACUCGGGGAUCUACCUGGAGUGUAAUGGCAUCUUUUCUUUUGCGGAUCACUAUCUUCCCCGUGGAACGCCACCGUCGCAUCGAUAUAUCUCGCCUGGGAUGCAGCCAAUCUCGUCAUUACGGGAUCUACCGGCGGCAGCGGUAUACACUAAUGGAUUUGAUCCGCUGCGCGAUGUUGGGGUGGAGUAUGCGUCCAAGUUGGAUGAGGCGGGUAACCAGGUUGUCUGGCAUCAUUUUGAUACGCUCCCACAUGGAUUCUUGCAAAUGGCGCCAUGGAGUGAGAAAGCUAUGAAGGCGACGAAGCAAGUUGGUAAGGACUUGGGAGAGUUGGCAUAUGGGAAGUAA